AUCGACAAAUUGACCAUCUCUAGGCUAACCUAGUUUUUUUUUCUUUAAUUAGUGUGAAACGUUUAGGACUUUUUAGAUAAAUUGUAACUUAAAUUAGACGAUUAGAUUGCACUUAAGUAAUCCAUCGACAUGCGACCAGUAUUUGCCUUCCUGCUGCUGGCGCUCCUCUGCUUCGCCAGCACCAAAUCGGAGUCUGACUCUGACUUUGAGGAAGACAAUAAUGAUUUUGCGGAAUUCGAUGAUGAGUUUGUGGGUGGCAGCUACUACACUGAGCCAGCGGCAAAGAAUGCAGAGGCAUCGGCUGGAGGAUUGGGUUCCAACGAUGGCGAUGGAAAGGAGGAGCGCCCGGAGCAGCCCCGUAAAGUAGCACAAAGCGCGGACAGCGACGAGGAGGAUGGACUCGUUGAGGACGACGAUGAGUUCGAACACUUUCAGGAUGAGGAAGAGUUCGAGGGAUACGAUGGCGGUGACUCCAAAGAUCCACCCAUAGAUCAAAAGACAGAACCCAAACUCAAUAUUCCCAAUAUCCCGCUUCAUUUCCGCACCCACUGGGAUUCCUAUUGGAUGGAAAUGCUCAUGGUGGCUGGAUUGUUGGCUUACUUCGCCAACUUCUUUGCGGGAAAGGCCAAAAACGCGAAGCUGGCUCAGUUGUGGUUCAGCACACACCGAGCCUUGCUGGAUGAGAAUUUCGCUCUGGUUGGCGAUGAUGGCAAAGCCGAAAACGAGAAUCCUGGCCUGAUCAAAGAGAGCGAGAGCCUGUAUACGCUCUGGUGCUCUGGCAGGACCUGCUGCGAGGGCAUGCUCGUUGAGCUGAAAAUGAUCAAGCGACAGGAUCUGGUGUCCUUGGUGGCGGGACUAAUGCGGCCACAGCUGGAUCAGGCUCACAUCAAGAUCGAAUUAACACGCGGUGUAAUGGAUGCAUUUGUAUUUGCAGUUGGCAGUAAAAAGACUAUUACCAAGGUCUUUAAGGAGUACACAGAUUUGAGCAAAUUCUGUAGUCUAGUCGGAAAGCCGGAGGAUCGUUACAACGUUCCCAAUGGCUUUGGCGUGCUCUCUGAAAUCCCAGAGGCCACGUCCGCAAUACUCGAGUCACGCGUUAUUACUGCACUUAACAAAUACCAAAGCUAUAUCGAUUACCUGCACAUUUCGGACCAAUUCAGCGGUCCCAUCCAGCAGGAGGAGAGCGGAACGCUCAAGCAGCCAGAGACCAAGGCCGUUCUCCUGGCUGGAUUCAACCUGCCGAAGCAUGCCGAAAUGGAGACCAUUAAACCAUUGUUAUUGUUGAUCUUUUAUUUGAUGGAACGCCUAAAGACUUACCGCAUGUCCAAGGAGGGCAAAGCCAAGUCGGACAAGAAUCGCCAACGGGUGGAGGAAGAGUUCUUGAAGAGCACACAUGCCGCUCGCGCCGAAGCAGCCGCCCAACGCCGCGAGGAUAAACGCAAGCAGGAGAAGGAACGCAUUUUGGCCGAUGAGGACCCCGAGAAGCAGCGUCGCUGGGAGCUCAAGGAGCAGAAACGACAGGCCAAGAAGAACGCACCCAAAAUGAAGAGAUUGGCCGUCAAAUCCCUGUAGAUUUGUGUUUAGUGUGCCAUUUAGCUCCUUCUCAAAGUAUUUGACCAUUUGUAGCUGUGUCCCACAAAUGCCAGAAUAAAGCAAUAUCUGUUUCCUAUGGAGCGCCAAAACAA
Messenger RNA from Drosophila bipectinata, 1685 nucleotides. RefSeq names its product PAT complex subunit CCDC47. Gene Ontology annotation, cellular component: endoplasmic reticulum. Gene Ontology annotation, molecular function: calcium ion binding. Gene Ontology annotation, biological process: endoplasmic reticulum calcium ion homeostasis. Lineage: Eukaryota; Metazoa; Arthropoda; Insecta; Diptera; Drosophilidae. The record is from RefSeq and is a predicted model, not a curated record.